Molecule: messenger RNA, 2250 nt
Organism: Diaporthe amygdali
Lineage: Eukaryota; Fungi; Ascomycota; Sordariomycetes; Diaporthales; Diaporthaceae
Exons: 1
Coding region: 1-2250 (749 amino acids)
Biological process (GO): intracellular signal transduction; protein phosphorylation
Cellular component (GO): cytoplasm
Molecular function (GO): ATP binding; protein serine/threonine kinase activity
Source: RefSeq, a predicted model, not a curated record
AUGUCGCCGAGGGAUCCUCAGCCCCUGCACCCUGACUCCGGAGCCGCUUCUUCAAUCCACGUCGAUCCCAAGGCCCAGAACCAUGUCUUCUCUCGACCUCAACUUCCCACCACUGGAGACUCCCGCUCCUUGACCGCGCCUUCGGCAACAGACGCCGCCGCCACCCAUGAAUUUAAACUUCGAAACAACCGCAGCGCGAUGCUGAACUCGGACAUCGACCCCAUCAACUUCCCCUCAGAACCUUACGGCGACUCGUCUGCCUUUUCCAUCCAAGGCUUAACCACCUCCAGCCCACCAGAAAACCAGUCAAAAUCCUUCUCUUUCUUCCCGACCGUCAAUUUGCCCUCCGGAGACUCGGGUCCACCACCGGUCGACUCGGAUUUUCAACACCAACUCGACCGCCCACCCUCGCCCGGUUCCACCAACCCACUUCGAAUACAUACCGACCUCCACUCGACUUUUGUAUCCAGGGCCGACUCAACUCACCGCGGCCCGGAGAGGUCGAACCCGACUUCCAACUUGCCCGUCUCUCGCAAGUCGUCUCCGCCCGGCCUGAAACCGGUAUCACGGACUCCAAGCUUCAAGUCUGCCGCCUUCGGCCGUGGCUUUGGUUCUGCCACGAGCUCUAGAGUCUCGAGCCCCGUCAUAACCGCUAUGGGCGAUCUGACGCCACUCCCAUCCCCAUUACUCUCCGGCGACUCGCCCGGCCCUUGGAAGCGCCUCGGCGCCCGACCUCCCUCGAGGGAACUCCAGCCACUGCCUACGAUAAUGGCCGAGUCAGUAUUGGUCACCAGAAAUGGCGAGUCAAUAGCUGCCGCCAUGGCACACCAGUCCAAACGAAAGGCUCUUACAGGGACGGAAAAGACUUCUGGGGAAGAUUCGGGUAGCAACUCAGAAAAAGAUGCCUCAAGCAAGGUCAAAGUACACACACGCAACAGGAGCGUUAGCGAAUACCAUCCAGACGCCCUGAACAUUCCAAAGCGCAUGGUUAGCGUCUCCGGAUCUCAUGUGUCUAACCCAGGCAACACCUCAAUGCGCCGAGAAGCCCACCUCUCAGAAGCCCGGGGGUUGACGCCAAUAGAGAAACCCCCAAGCCCGCCGCCGAGCGAAUCCUCCAUUACAACUGCCGAUACUUCUGCAACGCCACUCAAGGAGACCCCGCGAUAUGAGUACUUCGAUGCUCAGGGGAGAAAGGAUGGCAAGCUUCGGAGAUGGAGGGCUGUCAAGUCACUGGGCCAGGGCACAUUCAGCCGAGUUGUGUUGGCGACAAGCCAAUUGGCUGCAUCAGAAGAGGAACUAGAACUGGAGGGCAAGGUAGACACAGGCCUGUUGACACCUGAACCACCUUCAAGUCUUGACCGAAAGUCACUGGUCGCUGUCAAGGUCUGCGAACACGGCCCCAAAGGCGGCGCUUCUGAGGAUCGGGUCGAGAUGAGCUUGAAACGUGAACUUGAAAUCAUGCAGAGCAUACAUCACCCAUGUCUGGUGGACCUCAAAGCCUUCAGCAUCGAGCCGACCCGUGCUAUCCUGGUCCUUAGCUACUGUAUCGGCGGCGAUCUAUUCGACGUAGCUACACGACAUCGAGAGCUUCUCGUGCCCUCGCUCCUCCGGCGCAUUUUUUCCGAACUCGUCGUCGCAGUUCGCUACCUUCACGAAAGGCACAUCGUACAUCGUGACAUCAAGCUCGAGAACGUCCUCGUCAACCUCACCCCACAGGAGCUUUCCGACCGGACCGUCGACUGGCAGAACUACCCGUACAGCGUGAUUACAUUGACCGAUCUUGGCUUGUCCCGGAGAGUCGCGGAUGACGAAAAGCUCACUACCCGCUGUGGCAGUGAGGACUACGCCGCCCCAGAGGUCAUAAUGGGCCUACAGUAUAACGGUCACGCCACGGAUGCAUGGUCAUUAGGUGUACUGCUCUACGCUCUGCUCGAGAGCAGGCUGCCAUUCGACCCACCACCCGGAAUGAGCGACGCGCUCCGCAUGCGCAGUCGGACCAGUCAUCGCAUCGCCCGCGUGGAGUGGCAGUGGAUCAGAUAUGCUGGCGGUGACGGCGACCAUGAUGGCGAUAUCCAGAAGUUCGAGAAGGAGGGACUGUUGGGGGCGAUGGAGGUCACCGAGGGCUUGCUACAACGAUCCAGGAGUCGAUGGUCGCUCGAGAAGGUGGCGGAGAUGCCGUGGGUGAAGGCAGGCAUUUCUGUCGAGGGCGGCAUAAAGUUCAGGGAGGAAAAGGAGGGCAAGAUCGUAUGA